Messenger RNA from Synchiropus splendidus (mandarinfish), 2115 nucleotides. It is a transcript of the gene pax1a, whose product is annotated as paired box 1a. The transcript is spliced from 5 exons. Gene Ontology annotation, molecular function: DNA-binding transcription factor activity, RNA polymerase II-specific; RNA polymerase II cis-regulatory region sequence-specific DNA binding. NCBI's taxonomy places the organism in Eukaryota, Metazoa, Chordata, Actinopteri, Syngnathiformes, Callionymidae. Bases 213 to 1283 code for a protein of 356 amino acids. Gene Ontology annotation, biological process: anatomical structure development; regulation of transcription by RNA polymerase II. The record is from RefSeq and is a predicted model, not a curated record.
UUCCAGCUAAGUCCGAACUCCGCAGGAUCCGUCCAAUUGACCUUAUUUUAUUCGGCCGAACGUCGCUUUACUGUGAGUCCCGAGUCCUGCGUCCACCAGAGACCUUGACCAGACCGCUGCUUGCUCGGACUCCGUCUUCAACUCCUUUGGAUUUGCUGUUCGGCCGCCUGACGGGACGUUUAAAUCUGUAUUUUGAGUCAUUUCUCGGACCAAUGGAGCAAACCUAUGGGGAGGUGAACCAGCUCGGCGGAGUCUUCGUCAACGGCAGACCUUUGCCCAACGCCAUCAGACUCAGGAUCGUGGAACUGGCCCAGCUCGGGAUUCGCCCCUGCGACAUCAGUCGGCAGCUGCGAGUCUCUCACGGCUGUGUCAGCAAGAUCCUGGCCCGAUACAACGAGACCGGGUCCAUCUUGCCGGGGGCCAUCGGGGGAAGCAAGCCGCGCGUCACGACCCCCAACGUGGUGAAGAACAUCAGGGAAUACAAGCAGAACGACCCCGGCAUCUUUGCGUGGGAGAUCCGGGACCGACUACUGGCGGACGGAGUGUGUGACAAGUACAACGUCCCUUCCGUCAGCUCCAUCAGCAGGAUUUUACGGAACAAGAUUGGGAAUCUGUCCCAGCCGAGCCAGUAUGAGAGCAGCAAGCAAGCCUCGGCACAAUCCGGACUGCCAUACAAUCACAUCUACCCCUACUCCUACUCCAACACCAUGUCGCCCACCGGCACCAAAAUGGGGAGCCCACCUGGAGUACCGGGGGGUCACAUGAGCAUAUCCCGCGCUUGGCCUUCCGCGCACACCGUCAGCAACAUCCUCGGGAUCCGGGCCUUCAUGGACCCUGCAGCCAUCGCAGGUUCGGAGGGUUACGGGCCAAAAAUGGAGGACUGGGGCAGCGUCAACAGAGCUGCCUUUCCCGCUGCUCACUCAGUCAACGGCAUCGACAAAUCUGCCAUCGAGGCCGACAUCAAAUACGCACAGCCCUCCUCCACACUGUCCGGUUACGUCUCAGCGUGCGCGUACUCGCCCACCAACCAGUACGGCGUGUACAGUGGCGCAGCGGGGGGCUACGUCACUCCGGGUCACCCACACUGGCAGCCGCAGAGCCCGGGACUGACUCACGCAGCCAGCGGGAUGAGCAUCCACGCGGGAGACAUCCACGCGCCUAUGUCCUUCAAGCACCAGGCUCGAGAAGGAGAAAGAAAACCGAGCAGUCCACUGAUCAAGCAGCAGCAGCACGAGGACCUCAGCAGCGUCCAUGGACUCAGUCUCCCUACCUCGUCCACAUAACCCGGACUAUUGCUUCAUUAGAAACUUUUUCACAAACUCCUCUCCAACCGUAAGUUUGAACGGCGUCUCAGCCACCUCCCCUCCACCCUCCUCCCCCACGCUCCCCCCCCCCCGCCCCAGCAUCUCCCAGAGGAGGACGUGGAAUAACCAGCUUCUGUAUGGACAUAUGAAUGUACGCUUGCAUGGAUGUAACUCAGUGUCUCCCUCUAAGAAACCACCAAUGUUUUGUUUUUUUCUCGACGACCAACGACUCAACCAUGUGAACAGAUCAGUUGUCUAACUGUUAAAUAUUUGCCAAAGCUUUAAUAACAGUAUAUAUUUUUAUAAUUCCACUGUAAAUACACCCCAAAUAAAGGCUUUAUUAAAUGCCUAAUACUGUCAUCUCUUUUUAAUGUAUGCACUAAUUCACCAGCAGAGAAUCAGCUCAAUUAAUAGAAUUGAUAAUUAUUUUUAAAACUAAACUUGAAGUGAAUAAUUGCUGAUUAACAAUUUUUUCACAACAAUACAUGUUGAUACAUAUCUAUGUAUAUAUGAAACUGUCAUUCUGCCAUUUUAAACAUUCAUUAAAAGUAAAGCUGAAAAUUUACUAAAUGUUAUAUUCAAUAUCAUGGUUCAACAUGUAUAGAUUAAAUGAAUAUGAGGUAUUUCUGGCCUUAUGUUUUUCUUUUUUUCCAUUUAUUAAGUGCAUAAUUGCAAUAAUAACAUAAUAUUUAUUGUAUUUAAACCAUCUCUUGUAAGCUAUAUUAAGAAUGUCAGUGAAGUCCACAUAUGAAAAUUCAAAAUUCACAGCUCAAAUAUGAAACAUGACUGUCAGCAAACUUUGUGAAUUUUA